Molecule: messenger RNA, 485 nt
Organism: Phlebotomus argentipes
Lineage: Eukaryota; Metazoa; Arthropoda; Insecta; Diptera; Psychodidae
Product: mitochondrial import inner membrane translocase subunit Tim13
Exons: 3
Coding region: 92-355 (87 amino acids)
Source: RefSeq, a predicted model, not a curated record
GAAACUUGUACUAAUAAUUGUGACAUUCGCUCCCGGUGUGAUUUUUGGACUUCUUUUCUGCGGUGUUUUUCUGGCAAAAUCCCACGGAAAAAUGGACACAACUAGUCUAACAUCUGCACAGAAGGAUGAACUGAUGGAUCAGGUGAAGCAGCAAGUUGCUGUUGCACAGGCACAGGAAUUAUUAGGCAAAAUGACUGAAAAGUGCUUUAGGAAGUGCAUUAAUAAGCCAGGAACAUCUCUGGAUUCCUCAGAACAGAAAUGCAUUGCAAUGUGCAUGGAUCGCUAUAUGGACUCUUGGAACCUCAUAUCGCGCGCCUAUUCCGCGAGACUUCAGCGGGAGCGAAGUAAUAUGUAAAGAAAAAUAAGUAGAGUAGACGGGAAUACCUCCAAAAACUAGGUAGUUUGGUUCAUUAUUUUGUAAAAGUUUCUGUACUUUUUAGUCAUUACAAUUCGUUGCAUAAUGAUAAAAACACGUUGUACUAAAA